AUGUCGAAAGCUGCAACGACUCAAGUGGCAUUCCAGGACCGAGAAAAGCCUCAGGAAGUUCGCUUGUCGAACAUUACUGCUGCGCGCUCCGUUGCGGAUGCUAUUCGUACGAGUUUAGGACCUAGAGGAAUGGAUAAAAUGAUUCAGACGGGAAAAGGAGAGGUUGUGUUAACGAACGAUGGUGCUACCAUUUUGAAGCAUUUGUCAGUGCUUCAUCCCGCUGCUAAGAUGCUCGUUGACUUGAGUGCAGCUCAAGAUGUAGAGGCAGGAGAUGGUACUACAAGUGUUGUAGUUUUAGCAGGAUCUAUGCUUGGUUGUGCAGAAAAGCUUUUAAAGAAGGGUAUUCAUCCUACUGUGAUUGCUGAAUCUUUCCAGCGUGCCGCUGAAGUUACUGUUGACUGUAUGACAAAGAACUCUCUUAAUAUUGAAUUAUCAGACAGAGAAUCACUUUUACGCGCUGCUACCACGUCUCUGAACUCUAAGAUUGUCUCUCAAUACAGUUCUUUGCUCGCUCCUAUUGCUGUGGAUGCUGUCUUGAAGGUGAUUGAUCCCCGCGUCGCUACCAAUGUCGAUUUGAAGGACAUUCGUAUUGUUAAGAAGCUUGGUGGUAUCAUUGAUGACACCGAGUUGAUUCCUGGCCUUGCAUUGACACAGACUGCUGUGAAAACGGCUGGUGGACCGUCCCGGAUGGAAAAGGCAAACAUCGCUCUCGUCCAGUUUCAGCUUUCCCCUCCCAAGCCCGAUAUGGAAAAUCAGAUUGUUGUAAAUGAUUAUCGUCAAAUGGAUAAGAUUCUGAAAGAAGAACGUCAAUACUUACUCAACAUGUGCAAGAAAAUUAAAAAGUCUGGUGCUAAUGUCAUUCUCAUUCAGAAAUCAAUUCUUCGUGAUGCUGUCAAUGAUCUUGCUCUUCAUUUCUUGGCCAAGCUCAAGAUUAUGGUUAUUAAGGAGAUCGAGCGUGAUGAAGUAGAGUUCAUCUGCAAAUCCACGGGUUGCAAACCUAUUGCCGAUAUUGAGUCCUUCAAUGAAGAUAAGUUAGGCCAUGCUGAUUUAGUAGAAGAAGCUUCUUCAUCGGGUGAAAAAAUUGUCAAAUUUAUGGGCGUUAAGAACGCCGGUAAGACCGUUUCAGUUCUUUGCAGAGGUGCAAAUCUUCUUACUUUAGAAGAAGCCGAGCGUUCUCUUCAUGAUGCAUUAUGCGUUAUUCGUUGUCUUGUUAAACAAAGAGCUUUGAUUCCAGGUGGUGGCUCCCCAGAAAUUGAGGCUGCUCAGCACCUAUUAGAUGUGGCUCGUACAUUGGAAGGUCGAGAGGCUCUUUGCUUCCGUGCAUUUUCUGAAGCUUUAGAAAUCAUUCCUGUUACCCUCGCCGAAAAUGCUGGUUUAAGCGCUAUUCAAGUCGUCACAGAACUUCGCAGUCGUCACGCAAAUGGUGAGAAAACUGCUGGUAUUAAUGUCCGUAAGGGAAUUGUUACAGACAUUUUAGAGGAGAAGGUCUUACAGCCCGUCCUUGUUAAUAUUAGCUCUAUUCAGCUGGCUGCUGAGACGACAAAGAUGAUUAUGAAGAUUGAUGAUAUAACAUUGGCUCGUUAG
Molecule: messenger RNA, 1584 nt
Organism: Schizosaccharomyces osmophilus
Lineage: Eukaryota; Fungi; Ascomycota; Schizosaccharomycetes; Schizosaccharomycetales; Schizosaccharomycetaceae
Gene: cct4
Product: chaperonin-containing T-complex delta subunit Cct4
Exons: 1
Coding region: 1-1584 (527 amino acids)
Biological process (GO): protein folding
Cellular component (GO): chaperonin-containing T-complex
Molecular function (GO): ATP-dependent protein folding chaperone; ATP hydrolysis activity; ATP binding
Source: RefSeq, a predicted model, not a curated record